CCCUGUUUGGAAAAAAAUUUUUUCUUCCAUUCAAAUGUGAAGCGAAAAAUUUAUUGCCAUAUCUUGGACCCAACAAAAUGAGAGAUUGUUUCUGUACUAUAAACUUGGACCAGGAAGAAGUUUAUCGUACCCAAGUUGUUGAAAAAUCUUUAAGCCCAUUUUUUAGUGAAGAAUUUUACUUUGAAAUUCCAAGGACUUUCCAGUAUUUGUCUUUCUAUGUUUAUGAUAAGAAUGUUUUACAAAGAGACCUUCGUAUAGGAAAAGUAGCCAUCAAAAAAGAAGACUUGUGUAACCAUAGUGGCAAAGAAACUUGGUUUUCACUACAGCCUAUUGACUCCAAUUCAGAGGUUCAGGGUAAAGUUCACCUUGAAUUAAAGCUGAAUGAACUGAUAACGGAGAAUGGAACUGUGUGCCAGCAGCUCGUUGUACACAUCAAGGCAUGCCACGGGUUACCUCUCAUAAAUGGACAAAGCUGUGAUCCUUACGCAACAGUUUCACUAGUGGGUCCUUCUAGGAAUGACCAGAAGAAGACGAAAGUGAAGAAGAAAACAAGCAAUCCACAGUUUAAUGAAGUCUUUUACUUUGAGGUAACCAGAUCCAGUAGUUACACCAAAAAAUCCCAGUUCCAGGUAGAAGAGGAGGACAUUGAAAAGCUAGAAAUUAGAAUCGACUUGUGGAAUAAUGGAAACCUGGUCCAAGAUGUUUUCCUGGGUGAGAUUAAGGUUCCUGUGAAUGUGUUAAGAAAUGACUCUUCUCAUCAAGCCUGGUACUUGCUACAGCCGAGGGACAAUGGGAACAAGUCAUCUAAAAUGGAUGAUCUGGGAUCUCUUCGAUUAAAUAUAUGUUACUCAGAAGAUUAUGUGCUUCCUUCAGAGUACUAUGGUCCUUUGAAAACUUUGCUGCUAAAAUCACCGGAUGUUCAGCCAAUAUCUGCCUCAGCUGCUUACAUUUUGGGCGAAAUAUGUCGAGAUAAAAAUGAUGCUGUUUUGCCCCUUGUACGACUGCUGCUGCACCAUGAUAAACUUGUUCCUUUCGUCGCUGCAGUGGCUGAAUUAGACUUGAAGGAUACCCAAGAUGCAAACACAAUCUUCAGAGGAAAUUCCCUGGCUACCCGAUGUCUGGACGAGAUGAUGAAAAUAGUGGGAGGGCACUACCUGAAAGUAACAUUAAAAUCUAUUCUAGAUGAGAUAUGUGAAUCCUCAAAAUCUUGUGAAAUUGAUCCUAUUAAAUUGAAAGAAGGCGAUAAUGUAGAAAAUAAUAAGGAGAAUCUGCACUACUAUGUGGACAAGUUAUUCAAUACAAUUGUGAAGUCAAGUAUGAGCUGCCCCACUGUCAUGUGUGAUAUCUUUUAUUCUUUAAGGCAGAUGGCUACUCAGAGAUUCCCAAACGACCCUCAUGUUCAGUACUCUGCAGUGAGCAGCUUUGUAUUCCUUCGUUUCUUUGCUGUAGCCGUAGUAUCACCUCAUACUUUUCAUUUGCGACCUCAUCAUCCAGAUGCACAGACAAUUAGGACCUUAACUCUCAUCUCAAAAACCAUUCAAACUUUGGGAAGCUGGGGCAGCCUGUCGAAAAGCAAAUCAAGUUUCAAAGAGACAUUCAUGUGUGAAUUUUUCAAAAUGUUUCAAGAAGAAGGAUACAUUAUAGCAGUUAAAAAGUUCUUGGAUGAGAUUUCAUCUACUGAAACUAAAGAGUCCAGUGGAACAAGUGAACCUGUGCACCUGAAAGAAGGUGAGAUGUUUAAAAGAGCUCAAGGAAGAACUCGAAUUGGAAAAAAGAAUUUCAAGAAACGGUGGUUCUGCUUAACAAGCAGAGAGCUCACCUACCACAAACAGCCAGGCAAAGAUGCAAUUUAUACAAUUCCAGUAAAAAACAUUCUUGCUGUGGAAAAAUUAGAAGAGAGUUCUUUCAACAAGAAAAAUAUGUUCCAAGUAAUACAUACAGAGAAACCACUCUACGUCCAGGCCAAUAAUUGUGUGGAAGCUAAUGAAUGGAUAGACGUACUUUGCAGGGUGAGCCGAUGCAAUCAGAACAGACUUAGUUCCUUUCAUCCUUCUGCAUAUCUCAAUGGACUCUGGCUCUGCUGUCAGGAGACUAGUGAAAACACUCCGGGCUGCAAGCCGUGUACUGCAGGCAUCCCUGCAGACAUCCAAAUAGAUAUUGAUGAAGACAGAGAAGCAGAAAGAAUUUAUUCCCUGUUUAGCCUCAGUUUGCCAAAACUGCAGAAAAUGGAAGAGGCUUGUGGAACUAUAGCUGUCUAUCAAGGGCCACAGAAAGAGCCCGAUGAUUAUUCUAACUUUGUAAUUGAGGAUUCUGUAACAACUUUUAAGACAAUUCAACAAAUAAAAAGCAUCAUAGAGAAGCUGGAUGAACCUCAUGAAACAUACAGGAAGAAAAGAUCAAGUAGUGCAAAAUAUGGGAGCAAGGAAAAUCCAAUUAUUGGGAAAACCUCUUAAGAGUUUGACCAAUUGAUGCGGAAGAACUGGAAAAUACUCUUUUUUUCUUGGAGCUUCUCAGUUCAUCGUGUAUUUUGUUCAUAGUAUUUAAGAAUGAACAUUAGCUUCGGUGUCACCUGCGUUCACAUUAUAUUUAAUAUUUAAUGAUUGAAAUUAACUGUUUGGAAAUCCUGGUUUUAACGUAUUAUUAGAGAAUUUGCAAUCCAAGAUUUCCUUCAUAUCGUGUGUGUCCAAAUUCAUAUUUCUGCAACUUCUUAAUAGAAUCUUCCUAAAGAAGUUUCUUAAAGAAGCUUUUUAACAAAGGGAGCACUUCUCCAUAGCAAGAAACCAUCUCUUCUUGUAACACUGUUCUGUGGACUUCUUUUCACUACCAUUAGUGCCUGCUCUAUACUGCCAACUUGUAUUUUACUAGAAAAUUCCAAUCCACGUCAAUUCAGAGCUUCCCAUUAGUUGACCUGAAACCUCCAUCUUUUAUAGAAGAGAAGAAAAUUCUUUUUCUCCUUUGGUCCAUUCAUCAUUACAGGUUACGUUAGAGACAGAACAGAAACUAGAAAACUGCCAGAGCACCCUUGAAAGUGGUAGAUCCUUUUGCUUCCCAAAAGAUGUCAGCAGAACUCAGGAGGAAUCAGGGAACAUGUGCUAUGGCGUGCAUCAUGUUUACAUUUGGGGUGAGUGAUAGCAGGUGAAAGAAAAGGAAACCACUGAAAUGUUUUCAUUGUUUUAAAUAUCAGGUACUCAUUUUUUUAUUUGAGAUUUCAAAUUAACAUGACUUCUGAGGAGCUCUCUUCUGAACAAGAAGAGAAAGUAAACGGUGAAAGAAGGUGGCGGGGAGAUCGCCUGACCUCACUGCUCCUUCGUGUCAGAAUAAGGGCACCGUCAGGACGCCCUCCUCAUAGUGUUAGGUGGGGAUCUAACUCAAGAAGAGUCACUCAGCGCACUUUAACAAUCUGGCCUCCUCCAGAUUAUACUUUAGAUACUCCGUGUAUCUAUCUUUAUGAUCAGUUGAAUGAUCAACAUGUAAAUCUAGAAAUAGUGCUUUCCUGAAAAUGUUUCUAUUUCUUUGCUAUUUCCAUAUUGCCCGCUAGCCAAAUGGAAUUUGGUUUGAAUCUUAUUUUUCCUUAAUUUACUUUUAUCCUAAAAUCCAUAACUGUAAAUAAGCAGUCGAAGCAAGUUGCCACCCUGAAGAGGAGGAAUAUACUUUGCUUCAUCAGUAUUAAAAAUUGUGGUACUCUUUAUUCUGUCUUUUUUAAUUCAGAACAUUUUCUAAAUGUGGUACCUUGAACCUUGGAGUAUGUUCCUGUUUAAAACUGUGACUUAUUAAUGUAAGUCUAGCUAGAAGUGCUUUUUUUUGUAUCCCUGAGCAUAAGCUAUCUUUCACAAUAUAUUUGCCAAUUAUAUUAUUGGUGGAUAUUUUUAAAUCGUAUUGUUAUUAGGUCAUUAUUUUUGAAGACCAUUGGGACACAAUCAAUUUUCCAUCAGUGAUCAUAACUGAACAAUGUGUUUCUCUAUGUGACUUGCAAAGAUCAAUUGGUUAUGUUUAAGAAUCAGUACUGUUUUGCAUUAUGAUAGGUUAUUAUUCCUGGCUCAUACUAAAGUUUGGAAGAACCCUUUUAAUUUUAUGAACUUAUAGGUUCCACGGACUAUACUAAUUUAUAUAUGUGAAAGAAUUUAGCCAUUUAGUAAACCUCUCAUGAAUUUCAUUCAGAUGAAAAUUCCUUUUUAAGAUUCUCUAAAAUGUCUGCCCGUAGAAGGACACAUGAGCACUGCCAUGUGUCCCUAAUACUGGUUGGUGGUUCCUUCAUCUCCUGCUGCAUUUUUGUUUGGGAGAGUUAAAUUUGCUGGGGAGGAAGGCAGAAGAAAUACGCUUCUGACCUUUCUAAUAUCAAAUCCCUAGUUAUGAUUACUUUCAAAGACCCCAGCAUACUCAAAGGGAACCACUGCUGUCCCUGUACAUAACAAUGGCUCUGAAGGAAAAGUCCGGUCAUCUGGCUGUUUUCCUCACACACAUAUUUGAAUGAAUAGUUUGAGUGAAAUUAAUCAGUUUGGCACAGCCUAAAAAGAAAAAUACGAAAUUACAUUUUCUUUGAAAACGUUUUGCAAUAAGCACCCGUGUCAGUAGGACCAUAAGGCAGCCACAGACCUUGCUUCCAGAGGCCUCCUUCCUCUGCUGCUGCUCAUGAGUACUUGGAGGUUUGCUGUACCUGAUCUGCUUUCUCUCCCUUUCCCACAAGUUUUUUUUCAAAGUACAUGGCAGCUUACUUCUCCCCGCUAAACUUGGAAACCACAGGGAGGACAGAAAAGGGUACGGGAGAACUCUCGCUGUAAACACCAGUUCUGACUCUUAGUUUAGCCGUUUCCAUUAGUUGAAAUUAUGAUGAUUUGUACCUUGUUUUGUUUUUGUUUAGCUUUGUUUUUUAGUAUUCAUUUGAUAAGAUAAUGGGCAGUAGCAGAGGUUUGUACUCCCGGGAAUAUAACUUUAUCAAGUCAAACUAUUUUAUUUGCCAAAGAAGCAUAUUUUUAAUAUCACAGGUAAUGGUUAUGUGUCAAAACUAGGCUCUUUUUGUUCUACAAAAAAAAUAUAUAUAUAUAUAUGGACAGAUGAUGUGGCUUUUGUUUCAUUUUCUGAAGCCUGGUUUCAUUCUUUACUAGAAAAGCUCUUUCAUGCCAGGUUUUGAAAAACAGAUUGUUUUUUUUAAAGUGAAAGCACCUUUAAUUUGCUCUAACGGUACCUCCUGUAAAGACAGUUGUGCAUAGCCUUUUAGGUGUCCUUACAGUAUGUGAAAAAUACAAGACUCAUUCUAGAGUUAAAUUACCAAUCUUAAUUGAUGUUACCUGCUUCCAUUUUUAACUUGGAAAUUAAUAUGUUGCUAGUAAAUAUUGGUUUUUACAAGUGUCCAGUUUGAAAAUGUAAGUUAUCAAACUUAAUAUAGUGAAUUUGUGUAACCAUGUUGUAUUGUUGAGAAUGUAUUUUUAUUUAAAUUUUAUUUUCUUAUCAAGAGUAUUAUAAAAUUAAAAUCUUUUGUAACUGUCGCUUGAAAAUAACUCAAAUAAAUUACAAGAAGCCUGUCUUUUC
Molecule: messenger RNA, 5526 nt
Organism: Chinchilla lanigera (long-tailed chinchilla)
Lineage: Eukaryota; Metazoa; Chordata; Mammalia; Rodentia; Chinchillidae
Gene: Rasa2
Product: RAS p21 protein activator 2
Exons: 24
Coding region: 78-2453 (791 amino acids)
Biological process (GO): regulation of GTPase activity; intracellular signal transduction; negative regulation of Ras protein signal transduction
Molecular function (GO): phospholipid binding; GTPase activator activity
Source: RefSeq, a predicted model, not a curated record